Aspergillus wentii DTO 134E9 is the source of this 972-nucleotide messenger RNA. RefSeq names its product complex I 24 kDa subunit family protein. The record is from RefSeq and is a predicted model, not a curated record. NCBI's taxonomy places the organism in Eukaryota, Fungi, Ascomycota, Eurotiomycetes, Eurotiales, Aspergillaceae. The transcript has 2 exons. Gene Ontology annotation, molecular function: NADH dehydrogenase activity. The coding region runs from base 224 to 916 and encodes 230 amino acids.
CGUCAAUUCUUCCAGCAGAUCCCCAAGACUCAAUGCAGACCGUUCUCGGCUGGUCCGCAACGUUGCAGCGACUCCCUUGCCGUGGUACGUUGAAAUCGAAGUAAAAAAUAUGAGUCCGUGGAGGAAGAUGUUUGAGAAUACAAGGCAAUUGCGACAGAUUGGACUGGCCUGGUUUUUGGAUUAUGGCAAUUGCAGAUAUCCGGGGGAGUAUCAUGGCUGACCAAUGUUUUCGUUUCAGCACCGCAACAAGCCUUCCAACAACCCGAACGUCCCGUUCCAGUUCUCCGAGCAGAGCAACAAGCUUAUCGAUGAGAUCCUCAAGCGCUACCCCCCUCAGUACAAGAAGGCCGCGGUUAUGCCCUUGCUGGAUAUCGGUCAGCGCCAGCACGGCUACACCAGCAUCAGCGUCAUGAACGAGGUCGCCCGAGUCCUUGAGAUGCCCCCGAUGCGUGUCUAUGAAGUCGCUACUUUCUAUACCAUGUACAACCGUGAGCCGGUGGGCAAGUACUUUGUCCAGAUCUGCACUACAACACCAUGCCAACUCGGUGGCUGCGGAAGUGACAAGAUCGUUGAGGCUAUCACAGAACACUUGGGCAUCACCCCUGGACACACCACAGCUGACAACCUCUUCACUUUCAUCGAGGUUGAAUGCCUGGGUGCCUGUGUCAAUGCCCCCAUGGUCCAGAUCAACGACGACUACUACGAGGACCUCACUCCCGAGUCCAUCAAGACCCUCCUCACCGCGCUCAAGGAUUCCGCAACCGCUACCGAUGCUGGUAAGGUGCAGGUUCCCGCCCCUGGCCCUUUGAGCGGAAGAGACACCUGCGAGAACAGUGCGGGUCUCACAACCUUGCUCGAGCCCGUGUGGAACCCUGAGACAAUGAUGAGAAAGGAUGGUGCCUUGGACCAACAAUAAAAGAUUAAAAGUUCCAAGCAUAAAUGAUAUUUCGACUUUAGUUCCUUUUUUUUUUU